Suillus subalutaceus is the source of this 1042-nucleotide messenger RNA. Its product is annotated as translation protein. Gene Ontology annotation, molecular function: structural constituent of ribosome. Gene Ontology annotation, biological process: translation. The record is from RefSeq and is a predicted model, not a curated record. Lineage: Eukaryota; Fungi; Basidiomycota; Agaricomycetes; Boletales; Suillaceae. Gene Ontology annotation, cellular component: mitochondrial large ribosomal subunit; ribosome. The transcript has 5 exons. The coding region runs from base 37 to 987 and encodes 316 amino acids.
UUCAGUAAAGCCGCAGAGUUAAGGUUGUUUUCGACCAUGCUUAAACAUUGGGCACUCGCGCCGAGGCCAUGGCAACUCAUUUCACAACGUCGACAAUUUAGUUCGACCCGCAUUGCAUGGGCACGAACCGUAAACCCCAGUUCUUCUGUGACGUCUGCCAAAUGGACACCGAAUUCGAUACGCACUGGUCUCAUUGCGCGUAAACGUGGAAUGACCGCUAUAUGGGAUGACCACGGCGCGCGCGUUCCAGUCACGGUGCUGCAGCUGGAGAACUGUCAAGUGACCAAGAAUAUUGUACAUGUGCGUCCAGACCGCACCGAGUAUCAUGCAGUCCAACUUGGUGCGUCCGACCGUCCAAAGAGGACAACAACGCAUCAGAUGAGGGGUCAUUUCCGGACGGCUCAUGUUAAGCCGAAGUAUAUCGUGAAGGAGUUCCCUAUCACCCCCGAUGCACACGUCCCUGUUGGAACGACACUUUCCGCCAUUCACUUUGUACCUGGGCAAUUUGUGGACGUGAUUGCCAAUUCUAUCGGGAAGGGAUUUCAAGGCACUAUGAAGCGGUGGAAUUUCAAGGGUUUACGUGCAAGCCAUGGUGUUUCUGUAUCACAUCGUUCAGCCGGUGCGACUGGACAGCACCAAGACCCGGGUAGAGUCUGGCCCGGUAAGAAGAUGGCAGGCCGACUGGGAGGCGAACGAACCACUGUCCAGAAUCUUCCCGUGGUCCGUGUUGACACGACCCUCGACCUGAUUUUUGUCAAGGGCGCAGUGCCAGGAGUUGACGAUGCACACGUCCUUGUUCGCGAUGCAAAGAAGAAAAUGCUUUGUCUCGCAAAUGCAAACCAAGCUAAAGGCCUUUACGAGAGCGUCCUUCCCAAGGGUGUGGAUGAUCUACCUUUCCCUGCUGGUACCAAAGAGAUGGUUCAAUCGCUUCCUCCCGUUAUCGAAGCUCCCUCAAAACGGAGUAGCCCAUUCAUUCCUAGGGAAUAGACCAUGUAUAGUCCACCCGCAUUAUCAAGCACUCCCUAUUCUAAUUUUUGCAGCA